AAAAAAAAAAGGUUACAUCUAAAAUCUUAAAAUACUAAAUUCACUUUUUCUUUUUUUUUAACACUCAUUUACAAUAGAAAAUAGUUUUAUCCAUAAUUCAUAUUUAAAAUAUGAUUAAUAGUUUUUCUUAAGAAAAAUUCAAUUUCUUUUUAGCCAACAAUUGCACGUCAAGUAUUUCCUUGUUUUGAUGAACCAUUAUUUAAAGCAAAUUUUUCAAUAUCAAUAAGUUAUGAUCCAAGUUUUACAGUUGUUCGAUCGAAUGGUGAAAUGUUAAAUAAUAAUCAACCAGAAUUAUUGCCUAAUGGUCGUUUAUUAGCACGUUUUGAACAAACUCCACCAAUGUCAACAUAUCUUGUUGCAUUUGUUUUAACUGAUUUUCAAUGUAUAACAAAUCAAACAUGGAAUAAUAUUCGUGUUAGUGUUUGUGGACGACAAGAAGCAAUGAGUAAAGGUGACGGAGAUUUUGCUUUACAUGUUGCAAUACAUGUUAUAACUUAUUUUGAACAAUCAUAUAAUGUUCCUUAUCCAUUAAGUAAAUGUGAUCAUUUUGCUAUACCAGAUUUUUCAGCUGGUGCUAUGGAAAAUUGGGGUUUGGUAACAUAUCGUGAAACGGCACUAUUGUAUAAUAGUGAAACAGGCAAUUUAGCAAAUAAACUUCGUGUUGGUGAAGUUGUUUCACAUGAAAUAGCUCAUCAAUGGUUUGGAAAUAUUGUUACACCAAAAUGGUGGAAUGAUAUUUGGUUAAAUGAAGGUUUUGCAUCAUGGGUAGAAGUUCUUGGUCUUCAUAAUGCAAAUCCAGAAUUUGAAGCAUUGGAUAUAUUUGUUACAACAACUGUACAACGUGCACUUGUUAUGGAUAGUCUUUAUUCAAGUCAUCCAAUAAGUGUUGAAGUAACACAUCCAGAUGAAAUUAAUUCAAUAUUUGAUGCUAUUUCUUACGAUAAAGGUGCAUCAAUUCUUCGUAUGAUAUAUUCUGUUUUAAAUGAAACAACAUUUUUUCAUGGUAUAAGUAAUUAUUUAGAUUAUUUUAAAUAUAGCAAUGCUGUACAAGAUGAAUUAUGGGCAUUUUUAACAAAUAUUACUAAUCCAGUUACACUUGGUAGUUAUACAGUAAAACAAAUAAUGGAUACUUGGACAUUACAAGAAGGAUAUCCAGUAUUAAUGGUAACACGUAAUUAUAAUAAUAAUACAUUAACACUUAGUCAAAAACGUUUUCUUCUUGAUCCAAAUGGUUUAAAUUAUUCAUCUAGUUAUAUAAAUCCAUUUAAACCAUUAGAAUUUCAAUGGUAUAUACCAUAUGAUUAUAUGAUUAAUUCAAAAUUAUCAGCAUUUUAUUGGUUAUCACCAAAUAAAACUGAUCAAUUAAUAAAUAUUGAACCAUCAAAUGAUUGGAUUUUAUUUAAUAUAAAUGAAUUUGGUUUUUAUCGUGUUAAUUAUGAUAAUCAAAAUUGGAAUUUAUUAAUAAAUGUUUUAAAACAAGAUCGAUCAAAAAUUCCUGCUGUAUCACGUGCACAAUUAAUUGAUGAUUCAUUUAGUUUCACACGUUCAGGAGAUUUAAAAGUUAGUAUACCAUUAGAAUUAUCAACAUAUUUAUGUAAUGAAUUAAAUUAUAUUCCAUUUUCAUCAUUUUCAACAAAUAUACAAUAUUUAACAGUUAUGUUUGGUCAAAAUGAAAGUACUAUUGAAUAUCAACAAUUACAAAAUUAUAUUCGUACAUUAGAAGAACCAGCUUAUAAAUCUCUUGGAUGGUCAAUAGCUCCAACUUCAUCGGAUUAUUUAUCUCGUCAAUUACGUUCUCUUAUUAUUAGUGAUUUAUGUUCAAAUGGUCAUGAACCAUGUAUUCAAGAAGCAAUAUUACAAUAUCGACAAUGGCGUAAAAAUCCAAUAACACAUCCAAUAAAUCCAGAUUUUCGUACAACUGUCUAUUGUCAAGGUAUUAAAAAUGGUACAGUUGAAGAUUAUUUAUUUAUACAAAAUGAAUAUAAACUAACAAAUGAUCAAGUUGAAAAAAAUCGUUUUGGUUUUGCAUUAACAUGUACAAGAAAUGUAACAUUACUUGAAACAUUACUUAAUGAAACAUUAAGUAAUGAUUAUAUACGUUUACAAGAUUCAUCAACAUUUAUUGGUCGUAUUAGUAUACAACCAGGUGGACAAAUAUUAACUUGGCGUUUUAUUAGUAAACGAUGGUUAGAAUUAGUUUCAAAAUUAGGUGGAUUAAGUUUUACAUUAUCAAAUAUUGUUGAAAAUGUACUUCAAUAUAUGAAUACACAAAAUGAAUUAAAUAUUGUUCAACAAUUUAUGAUUGAAACACAAGAUUUAUCAAUAGCUGAACGUGCUUUUCUAUCAUCCGUGGAAAAAAUAAAAGCUAAUAUCCGGUGGAUGGAUACAACAGGACGAGAUAUUCGUACAUGGCUUUCUACCCAUACGGUGACAUGUUAA
Molecule: messenger RNA, 2439 nt
Organism: Rotaria sordida
Lineage: Eukaryota; Metazoa; Rotifera; Eurotatoria; Philodinida; Philodinidae
Source: the annotation of a GenBank genome assembly